Glycine soja is the source of this 1728-nucleotide messenger RNA. Its product is annotated as 4-diphosphocytidyl-2-C-methyl-D-erythritol kinase, chloroplastic/chromoplastic-like. The record is from RefSeq and is a predicted model, not a curated record. Lineage: Eukaryota; Viridiplantae; Streptophyta; Magnoliopsida; Fabales; Fabaceae. Gene Ontology annotation, biological process: terpenoid biosynthetic process. Gene Ontology annotation, molecular function: ATP binding; 4-(cytidine 5'-diphospho)-2-C-methyl-D-erythritol kinase activity. Gene Ontology annotation, cellular component: chloroplast. The coding region runs from base 135 to 1325 and encodes 396 amino acids. The transcript is spliced from 11 exons.
UCUCUUACGGGCAAAAUUGAAUUUGACCAGAUUUGGUAGGAAGAACAAAAAGCACAUUACAUGAGUUGACAUUUUUCCAUGUACUCAUGUUAGGUAUCUGCAGCUGAACUCAAGUUUCAAUCUUUCACCUAUCCAUGGCUUCCUCUCUCUUUCUUUGCAGUAACUACGUCUUCCCCACUUCCCAAAACCCCUUCAGAAGCAACCAUUUAGCUCAAUUCAGACCAAAUGGGCCCUCCAAUUUUCACUCAAAGCUUCGGUUUCAGAGACCCCACUUGGUCAGAGCCAUGGUUUCUGAUUCCAACACUUCCAGGAGACAAAUAGAGAUUGUGUAUGACCCCGAAGGAAGGAUUAACAAGUUGGCUGAUGAAGUGGACAGGGAAACUCCCCUUUCAAGGCUUACUUUGUUCUCUCCUUGCAAGAUAAAUGUUUUCUUGAGAAUAACCAACAAGAGGGAAGAUGGGUAUCAUGAUUUGGCAUCCCUUUUUCAUGUGAUAAGUCUAGGUGACAUAAUUAAGUUCUCUUUGUCACCUUCAAAAACCAAGGAUAGCCUGUCAACCAACGUGUCUGGGGUGCCCCUUGAUGAUAGAAAUUUGAUUAUUAAGGCGCUUAAUCUUUACAGGAAGAAGACUGGCAGUGACAAGUACUUUUGGAUUCAUCUUGAUAAACGGGUGCCUACUGGGGCAGGGCUUGGCGGUGGAAGUAGCAACGCUGCAACUACACUAUGGGCAGCCAAUCAAUUUAGUGGCUGUCCUGCCUCUGAGAAAGAACUCCAAGAAUGGUCAAGUGAGAUUGGAUCAGAUAUUCCCUUCUUUUUCUCUCAGGGAGCAGCCUAUUGCACUGGUCGAGGAGAGGUUGUUCAGAAUAUUCCUCCACCAGUAUCUCUAGAUGUUCCAAUGGUUCUCAUAAAGCCCCCAGAAGCAUGUUCAACUGCCGAAGUCUACAAGCGUCUAUGUUUGGACCAGACUAGUAAUGUUGAACCUUUAACAUUGCUGGAGAAGAUCUCAAAGAUUGGUAUCUCACAAGAUGUUUGUAUUAAUGAUUUAGAACCUCCAGCAUUUGAAGUUCUCCCCUCUCUCAAAAGACUGAAGCAGCGAAUUAGUGCAGCUGGUCGUGGAGAAUAUGAUGCUGUUUUUAUGUCAGGAAGCGGAAGCACUAUUGUUGGAGUUGGUUCUCCUGAUCCUCCACAAUUUGUUUAUGAUGAUGACGAAUACAAAGAUGUGUUCUUAUCAGAUGCCUAUUUUCUCACUCGAGAGGAAAAUCAGUGGUACCAAGAGCCUACUUCAAGUCCUUCUGCCUCACCUUCAGUUGUUUCUGAGUCUGUUUGACCUACGUUCUUAUAAGAUAAGAAGAUAGUAAUGUAGAAUUGCAUUAUCUUGUCUUUUUUCUUGCCUCAUUUAAUGAUGAAAAAAAAGUUUUGCCGCUGGAAAUCAAUAAACAUUAAAGAAAGAAAAUUGAAUGAAUAAAUAUAAGGCAGGGCCUCUAAGUCCUUACAAUGCCCGAAUAAUUGGUCUUGUAGCAUGCAUCUCGGGACUGACCAAAGACCCAAAAAUAAUGUUGUAAGUUUAAGGUUUUCUAAGUUCUGUUUCAAAGUUGGAUAAAUUUGAUUUUAAACCAUUAAAUGUAAUUAGAAUGUGUAUUCCAAUUGAAGUCUCGUAAAUUUUACAUUAGAAUAAGUGUAUAGUGUGAGAAAUUAUUCUUGAUAUAAAACAAAGAGUACUUUGUCUCCCU